CAUAGGUGAGGAUAUGUUGAUUGGUUUUUCAGGCACCUGCUGGUGCGCGUAUUAACGCCAGCAUUGAUGAGAUCAGUACGGCGUGGUAUGGCCAUGCCAACCUUCCUUGUCCUGACUACGUGGAACUGAGAUAUCAGCAGAAUCUCGCACAAGCCGGCCCGCGCUUUUGCGGAAGAGACUGCUAGAGGAAGGCGUCAUUGCCGAGACAACCGAGGUUCUGCUAAUGAUGAGGAGCAAGACACCCUACGGCAUAUUCUUUCAGGCCAGAUUCAUAAUCACGUGCGAUGAGGACGACAACACGGCUGCCGCUCCGCCAGCGAUUCCAAAAGCUUCGGCGCUGAUAGCAACGACCUCGCCGGCGCCGACAACAGACUCCGAUCUGCUGAUACGUGCAACUGUUGGCAGAUUCGCUAUACCGACGACAGGUAGCGAACAGCCUGCUACAACCACGCGGCGGCCGCCCAUGAGAGGUAUGGUACGUGCUGGCAGCAGCACGACAGAAGCAACGACGAGAGCAGGUCGGACGUCAUCGCCAUCAUCGUCAACACGCCGACCUCAACCAACAACAACAACAACACCGCCGCCGCCACCUCGUCGAUCAAGAUCAACGACAACAACUACAACAACAACAACCUCUCCUCCUCCUACUGCUCCUCCCCCUACCACAACAACGACAACCGAAAAACCGCCACCGCCCACAACAACAACAACAACGACGACGACUACGACUACGCCGAGGCCGGUAGCAGCUCAAAGCAGCACGCGUUCACGUUCAACGUCAGGGGCUGCGCAGAGAGCAUCCUCGCGACAGAAAACAGGAGAAGGCGAGACGGCGGCGGUCGAUCGCCCGCACUCACGCACCAACACGCGGAGAAACGUCCGCCAACGCCAACGAGGCAAAUCGUCGGCCAGCACGGCCACCAGGAGGAAAGCGGCGAGCCGACGACAGGUGCAACGUCGACGCGACGAUGCCGACACUGUGAACGCUGCUCGCAGAACACACGCGAACUCGCGAGACCAGAGCGCGACUGACGACGACGACGACGACGACGCGGACACUGAUACACAGGACAGGUGGGCUAACUGGUCGCCAUGGUCGGCAUGCAGCCGGACAUGUGGCUGCAGCACGCAGACUAGAAGGAGGGAAUGCAUAUCGGACAACUGCAGUCGCACCUAUCGGGAGCAACGUCACUGCUUGGACAGGGAGGUGCGGCCAUGCGGUAUCGGGAGAAACAGGUACUGCUGCCGCCGCUGGAAGUACAGACACGACAAAUGCGUGCCAGACUUCUACGACGAUGCCGAAUAAGAGCAGGAGUAUCACUACCACUUAUGGCGGCGAUUCGUAUCACAGUUGUUCAAGUCUGAAUACGUGCGAGAUUGCGCGUAGUGCCGCCGAAAUUAUAGCCGCACGCGAUUAUACGAUGUCUAGUUAAACUACGUUAGGUGAUCCUACAGAGUAAUGAUGUAACCAUACUGGAUUCCUGAAGAAUGUUGGUAUAAUCACAGAAUCAUAUUUAACUUAAUAAAUUGAUAAGUAAUACUCAGUCACACACAUCCAGAACGACGAGAAUGGCUUCAUGAGAGCAUCUGGUAUGGCAGAAGACCUACAAUGUUAAUUCUAUCCGAUCGUGUAGAAGCUAGGUGAUAAACAGAGUUGUCGUUUGGGCGAGCGCGCGAGAGCGAGAGAUAUGGAGAUUUAGAGGUGUGUGAGGGGGGGGGGUAGAGUAAAAGAGUGAGGUUGAGAGGCCAAGAAAGAUAGCGAGCGGCAGGAAAAGAAACAAAGAGAGAGAGAGAAAGAGAGAGAGAGGAGAGAGAGAGAGAUGAGAGAGAGGGAGAACAGAGAAGAG
Messenger RNA from Priapulus caudatus, 1847 nucleotides. RefSeq names its product salivary glue protein Sgs-3-like. NCBI's taxonomy places the organism in Eukaryota, Metazoa, Priapulida, Priapulimorpha, Priapulimorphida, Priapulidae. The transcript is spliced from 4 exons. Bases 224 to 1306 code for a protein of 360 amino acids. The record is from RefSeq and is a predicted model, not a curated record.